AGCAUCGAGGAGGGAGGGGAUAUUUUAAUGGCCGUCAGCAGCACUACAAAAUGCAAAAAGUCCGGAUUAUCCUCUAUAUUUAGACUGUUACAGCUAAGGAAGUGUCGGGGACGCCUUACUCUUGUAACGAGCAUUGGUCUGGGGACAUAUUCGGGUUAGAGAUGUGUUUCUAGUGUUGUUUCUACUGCGCUGAACGGACUUUACCCUUUUGAUUUGUGCGCGAGUGUGAGAUCAGGCCUAGCCGGCUGGCUAAAAAACAAGCAGACGAUUAGCUAGCCGCUGGAGUUUAAAGGGAAUAUGUAACAUAAAGCAACCAACAUGACUUCAAGAUUUGGUAAGACGUACAACCGCAAGGGAGGGGAGGCCAAUUCAAAAUUUGAUGAAGUCUUCUCCAAUAAGAAGCCCACUAUAACUACUAAAUGGGGAGAGACCACCUACAAGGCUCAAUUGGGAGCCAAAAGGCCUAUGUUGAAGCCCGACGUUUCUGAUGUCCAAAAGAGGCCCAGGCUUGAGGACAGUGACAGUGAAGAAGACCCAUUUGGAUUCGACAGUGAUGAAGAGUCCAAGACUGUCACCUCUCACAGUGUGUCCCAGACUAAGGUGAAUGAAGGGGAUGUGAAAAAGACAACCACAGGGCAAGGCAAUUUGUCAGCCCCAGCUGCAACUUCUGCACAUAGCUCUGCAAGUUCAACAGCUACAUUCACAAGCAAGCAAACAUCAGUGGAGAAGCCUGUUAAUAACCAGUCCUGGUACAAAACAUCAGACAGCAACCAAAAACCUUCAAGCGUGACCUCUUUCUUAAACACAGUCUCCUCUCAUGAGCAGAGCAUCUCAGUUUCCCAGAGGACCGUCAACUCCUCUACUAAUAUUGAUGCCUCCCUUAAAUUGUCCACCAAUGCACCAGGUGGUAGCAGAGACUUCCAAAACCCUUCCUCUUAUGAUGGUUCACUGUCAGAAGAUAUGAUGAGUGCAGAGCUGGAGCCUCCAACAGAGCCUCCACCAGAGCCAGUGGACAACAUUCCCCCUUCCCCAUUUACCCUAAGGGCCUCAAACUGCAAGAAAUACCAGCGGCCGGGCCGGUCUAACAAAACAGAACCUACUGAAAACAACAGCAACAAGCCCACUGAUGCAGCGAGUUCCCAAGAUAAACCCAACAGUGCCGUUUCUGCUAGUGCAAGUAGUACUGCUGCCAAUGCUAAAACAGCAGCCAAGCCUGCAGGCAGGGGUGGUGGGAGGGUACGAGACUACACGGUUCUGCACCCUUCCUGUCUGUCCGUGUGCAAUGUCACCAUACAGGACUCAAUAGAGCGGAGCAUUGAUGAACUGGUCACCCCAGCUGCCCCUGCUGACCUUGGAGAAGUAGGCCAGAUGAAAAAGAAGACUGAUGCACCACCACCCAAAACUACCAGGUUCAGACCCACCCAGACAAAGACAAAGAAAACCAAGACGGAGACCAAGCUGGAGUUCUUUGGCUUUGAGGACAAAGAGGAGCAGGGGGGUGAGGAGGGUGCAGAAGGUGCCAUGGCAGGAAAGAGUAGUUACAAGAUCAAGUACUUUGGCUUUGAUGACCUGAGUGAGAGUGACAGCGACGAUGAGAGCUCUCAGGCCAAAGAGAAGAAGGCCAAGAAAGCGGCUGCAGCCUUGGCCGCUCUAAGCUCCAGUGUGGACAGCCCCCAUACCAGUGACUCUCAGGACAGUCAGGCCAGCAGCAAUACUGAUGCUUUUGACUUUGCUGAUGACGCCAGUCCUGGUGGCGCUGAGGGGCAGAAAGGACGCUCAGGGAAACCAGGUGACAAGUCCAAGGAGUUUGGAAGUGGAUUCAAGAAGAUUUUCAGUGGACCUAAAAAGUCCCCUGCUAAAGCUGUGUAUAACGCUCGUCACUGGAACCAACCCGAGCCGGAAGAGAUACCGGUGCCUCCACUUCCUCGAUCUCAGACUGCUCCGGCCAUUUUAUCCAGCAGCAGCAAGGACAGCAACUCGCAUAAGGAUGAUGGCUUGUUCAAAGCCCCCCCACCACCACCCAAAGUCAUUAAGUCGGAGACCAUCCCCACACGACCCAACCAGGAUAUUGUCACAGCGCUCAAAUGUAGGAAGGAGCACAAGGAGCUGUACACGGUGGUGCAGCACGUGAAGCACUUCAAUGACGUGGUGGAGUUUGGAGAGAAUCAAGAGUUCACAGAUGACUUUGAGUACCUGGAGACGGGGCUGAAGAGCAGUCAGCCUCUCAACACACGGUGCCUUAGCAUAAUCAGCCUGGCCACUCGGUGCGCCAUGCCCAGCUUCAGGAUGCACCUGCGAGCCAGAGGAAAAGUGGCGCAGGUCUUCAAAAUGCUCAGCGAUGCUCCACAACACCCAAACCUUGCUCUAUGCACGGCUGCCCUGAUGUACAUUCUGAGUCGGGAUCGUCUUAACAUGGAUCUGGACAGGGCAUGCCUGGAGCUAAUGAUCAAGCUGCUGGAGCUGGACCAGGACUACUCGGGCCACCAGGAUCAGCUCACCGCAAAAGAGGUGGAAAAGGUCAAAGAGAAGAUCAGGAAGCUGUGUGAGACUGUGCACAACAAGCAUCUCGACUUGGAAAACAUCACAACGGGCCACCUUGCUAUGGAGACAUUGCUCUCUUUGACCUCCAAAAGAGCUGGUGAUUGGUUCAAGGAAGAAUUGCGGCUGCUGGGAGGCCUGGACCACAUUGUCGAUAAAGUGAAAGAGUGUGUACAGAACCUGAGCCAAGAGGACGACAAGGAGAACCUCGUAGCGGCUUUAUGGGGGGCUGAGAGAUGUCUGAGAGUGCUUGAAAGUGUGACAGUACAGAACCCAGAAAACCAGGGUUACUUGAUUGCCUACAAAGACUCACAACUCAUUGUGUCCUCUGCCAGAGCUUUGCGGUACUGUGAGGACAUGAUCCAGCGUUACAGCAGGGCGCUGAACAACUCCUCUUUGUCGUCGUCCAGUGCGGCGCUGCCCCACUGCAGCUUCAGUAACGUGGGCAAGGCGGUGGAAGACUGCAUGAGGGCUGUAAUAGGAGUGCUGCUCAACCUCACUCAUGACAACGAGUGGGGAAGCACCAAGACGGGUGAACAGGAACAGCUAAUUGUGACUGCGCUCAAUUGUGUCCUUCGAGUCCCGCGUUACAUCCCCCAGGAGCAGCGCUUUGACGUGAGAGUACUGGGUCUGGGUCUACUAAUUAACCUUGUGGAGUACAGCUCCAGAAACCGCCACUGUCUCGUGGACAUGGAGUUCACUGUUGACGACACCUGUCUGGAAGAAAGCCUAAUGCAGCCUGCUGACCCAACACAAUCGGACACAGCGACACAGUCAGCUCAGGCAGACGGGUCUGACAAGCCCAAGUCCUCUGGUGCUUUGGCUGCCCUGGUGAAGCUCUUCCUUGAGAGGGAGCGCGCUGCCAUCUUGGCUGAGGCUAAGACUGAUGACCUCAUCAGCGAGGCCCCCAAGCCGGCGCUGGACCAAAGUGGAGAGUGGCAGGAGACGUCGGGAGAGAUCCAGUGGGUGGAGGCCGAAAACAAAGAGAUCCAAACUGAGAAGAAGGAGAAGGAGGAGGAGGAUGAAGAGUUGGACCUAAAUAAAGCUCUGCAGCAUGCAGGCAAGCAUAUGGAGGACAGCAUUGUUGCCUCCUACACUGCUCUGCUGCUGGGCUGCCUCUGCCAGGGCAGCCAGAUAAAUGUGACUACUGUGAGAGAGCAUCUACCUAAAGGGGAUUUCUCCAUCAUGACGGAAAUGCUGAAGAAGUUCUUGAGUUUCAUGAACCUCACUUGUGCAAUGGGCACCACGGGACAGAAGUCCAUCUCACGGGUCAUCGACUACCUGGAGCACCUUUAACAGACGGCUAACUCGUACUCUGACUGCACAUUAAAGGGAUCCCAUGCUACUCCGGCCCUCCCUCCACCCAACAGGAGCCGUGAGAGGCCGUCGGAGUCUCGGCAGAUUUCCCUCGACUUCACCUGAUCACUUAAUGUUGAGAUCCUCUGGAAAUCUCAAAGAUGAAAAGCAAACACUGAUGUGUGUUUAAACACACCCACAGAAAUACACAAGUUUCACUCCCUCUCUGGAGCACAGCCUGAACCAAAGCCCUGCUAGCUGACAGACAUGCAGAUCCCAGUCUCUCUCAACUAACGCCGCAUUUAGAGUCCCAUCCACAUCCAUCCUCAGGUGUCAAUCAGAGCAGAGGCUAGGCAAAACCCCGCACGCUUCUCUAUAAUCUGUGGAAUGUCAAAUGAACUCGAAGCAGGCCUCUUCAUGUAUCAUCCCGAAAGGUUUGACAGUCAAAGGUCAGCGAGGACGGGAGAGGAGUCUCCCGUCUGAUGUCGGGUCUUGAUUUCUGGUCGCUCAGCUGGAGCGUUGAACCCCUGAAUCAAAUUUUAUGGAUCAUUACAUUUUAAUCUCUGCUUAUCCACGUCCAAGCCAAGGCUGAAAUCAUUGAUUAGCAUGAAAAACAGUCCUUUUCACGGAUGUUAGAAUGAUGUCUCCAUAUGUAAACUUGUGUGGAAUGAUUUUUUUGAAUGCAGACAUCCAGUUACCUACACGUUUGCAGUUGAAUGUGUAAGGGAAAUGCUUCAGUUUUUAUGUUUUUAUUGUGCCCCUUAAUUUUGUGAGCUUUAUUGUAGACGUUCCUUUAUUAUAUUUUAAUGUUUUAAUUUCUUUCCUUGAGGGCAUUUUUUUUUUUUUUUCCUUCACAAUUAUGAAUUACUGUUUGGGGAUUCAGGACUGCGCGACACGCCGACUCUGAUGGGAUGUUCUUUAGUGACUUAUAAUGGCAUCUAAAAUGCUAUUAUUCUAUUUGGAUUUCCCUCUCACCUGUUUAGUUUGAUUAUUUUAUUUAAAUUCCAAUGAAUUCAACAGUGUGUGUAAUUACAGCAAGCAUUUAAAUUCACAGGUAUAACAUGCAAUGAAUUAUUCAAAAAAUAUGAUUGUGCUUCCUUUUGAAUUUGUAAUGAAGUUUUUUUUUUUUAACAUAUUUAAUUUAACGCUAUCUCCUUCUGUGUCUUUACCUUGUGAGAUGCUCAAAAGUUACAUUAUAAUCUUCCCCAUGUGACACGGCACAGUGGCUGGACAUAGCACAUGUAUGUGAGACAGAUUUUGCAGACUUAUAGUUUGUGCAAAACUUCCUAAAAACCAUAUUACAUUCAGUAAAAUAAGGAGAAUAAGCUCAUUUUAAUCGACGUAGGCACAGCUUCAUGUUUCUUUGUGUCCAGCCUCGUGCAGCUUCAUGUUUUUACUCAUUAUAUCAUCAUGUGUUCGUAUUGGACAACAUGCAUUAAGCUCCAAAUUAUUUAUUCUCUUGUGGUGUCAUUUUACCUGUGACGAUGCACCUGAACCUUGGAAAAAGCCUCCGUCUUGUACUGCUCCCAUGUACGAUCACUGAUUUGAAUGACAGCCAUACCUGUAUAAACAUUAGUUUUUAUCUGGUUUGUAGGGCUGCAGUGGACAGAACUGCAACCGCGUUUACUGUUGAUUGCUUUGCAAAAUUCUGGUCUGGAUUGAAUUUUAGAAUGUAAAUACUCCUGUACAUAGCAGUUAAUGGACAUUUAAAAUGCUUAGACUACUUUUUUCCCUGAAACUGAUAUUUUUAUUUUAUACAAUAUUUCUGAGUUGUUUGGAAAAACAAAAAUUGCAGGAAGAGAAAAAAAUGUUUGUACCCGUUUCGAGGACAUUGUCUUUGGUUACAUGUAAAUAGUUGUAUCUGGAAAAGGAAAAAAAAAAUUGCUACUUUCAGUACA
Molecule: messenger RNA, 5732 nt
Organism: Mugil cephalus (flathead mullet)
Lineage: Eukaryota; Metazoa; Chordata; Actinopteri; Mugiliformes; Mugilidae
Gene: wapla
Product: WAPL cohesin release factor a
Exons: 20
Coding region: 319-3834 (1171 amino acids)
Biological process (GO): regulation of chromosome condensation
Source: RefSeq, a predicted model, not a curated record